Molecule: messenger RNA, 7363 nt
Organism: Colletes gigas
Lineage: Eukaryota; Metazoa; Arthropoda; Insecta; Hymenoptera; Colletidae
Exons: 11
Coding region: 375-5810 (1811 amino acids)
Biological process (GO): autophagy; response to starvation
Cellular component (GO): cytoplasm
Molecular function (GO): protein binding
Source: RefSeq, a predicted model, not a curated record
CCUUUCCCACCAUUUCCUUAUCUGAAUCAGCUGAUUAUUGUUUUCGUAUUUUCAACGGAACAGACCGUUGCUGAAGUUAUGAUACGCGAUACGUUUUAACGGGUGUCUUUUUUCAAUUUUCUCGUAAACGCGUCGAAACAGACAACGAACCCGACGGGCACCGCAUCGACCAAGAAUUCCACCGACGCGCUUCAUAUUUCGAACAAAAAGAUUGACGUUUCGCGGGCGGGGUGACAUCACUAUCGUUUCCUGGUUGUGUUGUGUCAGUCACUCGCAGAAUGACGCAGUAGAAGGUCGUUUCAGAGAUGGCGAGCUUCCCAGUAUGAAAAUACAGUUUUAUGGCGAGGUAAAAACGUUCAGUUUGGGAAGAAAAAAUGUCUGCAGACUCUCCAAGGCGUGGUGUGCAUAAAGGAGCUCAAGUCGUAACACCUCAACCAAUCGUGGACAGAACAAUAGUAGACAGCGUUGCGGGGAUUAUUAAUGAUAUUGUUCCACAGGCUUACGCUGGCACAUUAAAUUCAGAUAACAAAGAGUCUAUAUCAUGGGCAAGAUUUGAGUAUGCAGACAUUAAUGAUCCUGCCUUAUAUCCAGACUACAAUGAAGGCUCUAAUACACCACCUCUAUUACUGGUGCUUGGUUAUACAACCGGAGUUCAGGUAUGGUUGAUAGCAGCAACGGGAGAAGCAACCGAAGUGUUAUCAUGGCGGCAAGAAGUGGUACGCACUCUGAGAAUUUUACCAAAUCCAAAGAUUGACGAUGACCAUGCCGAUCUGUUUGAUUUGAAACGGCCGAUGGUAGCAGUAUGUGAUUCAGCUGGACCUGGACCACAAUUUUGCAACAUUAGUUUCAUUUCGCUAAAAACUGGGGAACAAGCUAAAAGCAUAAAGUUCAAAAAUCCUGUUUGCGACAUUUUGGCGAAUAAGCGAUCCAUAGUAGUGACAUUCACUGAAAAGAUCGCGGUGUUUGAUGCUCGAACAUUGGAAGAUGUGUUAACAGUCACUACCUGCUACGCCAGUCCAGUUGCAAAUCCAAAUCCUGUCGCAUUAGGGACAAGGUGGCUUGCUUACAGUGAAAAGAAAUUAUUACCAGCGAAAAGAAGCAGCGGUGGUUGCGAGGGGGAGGGAGUUCAAAGUUACACCGCGACUGUUCUUUACGCUGCAAAAUCAUUGGGUAAAGGUUUACGCGGCUUGGGAGAGACCGUUGCGUCGAGUUUGACCGGAAACUCGGUGACGCCCAUGGUCAUCAAUAAUACGAGCAGUGAUGCGACCCAACCAGGCGUGGUUACGAUAUUAGAUCUCCAAGCAGCUAAAGAGGAGAAAGAAUUAGAUGAUGCAAAUAUAGAGACUGUAAUUGCUCAUUUUACUGCCCAUAGUGAUGCAAUCGUUGCCAUGACUUUUGAUUUAAGCGGCGCGUUGCUAAUGACCGCUGACAAACGGGGGCAUGAUUUUCAUGUAUUUAGAAUUCAGCCGCAUCCGGGAGGGCCCGCAUUGGCAGCAGUGCAUCAUUUGUAUAUUUUACAUCGCGGAGAUACCACUGCAAAAGUGCAGGAUAUGGUAUUCUCGAGCGAUACUCGUUGGGCGGCAAUUUCAACUGUACGGGGUACUACUCACGUGUUUCCGGUCGCACCGUACGGUGGACCGGUAGGAGUGCGAACUCAUUCCACACCUCAUGUUGUAAAUAGACUUUCAAGAUUUCAUAGAAGUGCAGGUUUAAUGGACGACAGCACCAGAUCCCAUUCUCCUGUCCCUCAUACAGAGUUGCCUUUGUCAAUAUAUUCGUAUUCUAAUCCAAGACUUCCUCCGUAUCCUCAUCCAACUGUUCUACACCCUUUAGCGCAGAUACGACAACCAUAUUCGUUAAAUUACGUAAACAGUCAAGCUCAACAAAGUAGGCCACAGCAGAGACAACGAUUGCACUCCGACGAUAUCGGAAUCUUACCAUUAAAAAUAUGUGCUUGCUUCGCACCCCCAAGGGCUUGGAUGUAUGCACAAAGAGAAUCCACCGCGAAAGUUGUGAAGAGGGCAGUCGAUUCUCUAUUUAUCAUGGCGUGUCACGGGAAUAUGAUACAAUACGAUCUAGAACCGAAACCAGUUUCAGGCGUACCAAAAGAAAAAGUGUGCGACGACACGAUGCUUGAAUUAGAAGUCGAAGCUAAAGGCCAAUGGCCUCUUUUAAGAUGCCCGAAUUCCUUCGAGAUACUGUCACCUUUGCCAACGUCUAGCCCUUUGCUGAGUGUUGUCACUAUACAUAAAGACAUGCAAGACGUCGAUUCAGCGGAGGAUCGUUGGUUAAGUCAAGUAGAAAUUGUAACACACGCUGGUCCACAUAGACGGCUUUGGAUGGGACCUCAAUUUGUCUUCAAAACGUACAAUGCGACCAGCGGAGCUCCAGUGAAUCUCGUCGAAACUGAGGCUAUUGAAAUCGGAGUUACCGGCGUGUCUCGUCCCGCGAGAUCAAAUCCUGUCAAUAUGCCGCGUGCUGCAUCCAGGGCAUUGGUACCUGUCGUUAUCGAUGGAUCAGGAAGCAGUUACGAGCAGUCCCCAAGAUUCAUGGAAGCUUAUGGUGAUUCCUUAGAUAGCGAAAACACGGGCGUUGGUAACGGCGAGAAUCAGCUGAGAGAAGACCUUGCCGAAGCGAUGCUGGAGACGUCUAUCGCGCCUCACCGUGCCCCAGGGAGGCGAUCGGUAUUUGAGAGGGUGGGUCAACCGGUAACUAAAGUCGUCAACCCUCUUGGCACCGUGAUUACCGUAUCCGCCGACGAGGAGGACGUUAACUCCGGUCAGGAGUUCGAUUCCGCGGAGGAGUGCCACGUACCGGAGCCGCCUAGAAGCGUGUGCGCCGAGGAGGGUCCGGCGUCUCUGGGCGAUUUCGAGCCGGAUAGCCAGACGUUGCGCGACCUCACCGAGAUCUGCGCGGAAAUGCGCUCGGCCAGCGAGCCCGCGAUCGACAGCGUCCCCGACGAGAACAUCUGCGAGGUGAAACAGAAGAAGCUGCUAUGCGUGGAGAUCGCGCCGCUCGCGAACCCGGGCAGCUGUUCCAUCGACUUCGAGAGGGAGGAGGCGUUCCGCGACAUGCCCACCAGCCUGAGCCUGUGCGUGGAGCAGGGCGAGAUACCGAGCAGCCCGAUGACGCAAGCAAAAGAGACCACCUGGGGCAAGAGACUCGACAAACGAGGCGAGAAAUCGCACGAGAAGGCUCUGCCGGAGGCUCAGUACGUGGUGAAUUGCAGCGACGACAGCGUCGUAUUGAUGGAGAACAAGUCUGUACAUGGACGCAGGAACGCUCCGGCGCAUUGCAAGUCGGAGAGCAAGAAAGCUACCGAGCCGGAGAAAGAGAAAUCGAAGAAGUCGGGGAAGAACGGAGCUGGUGGUAACUGUGGAAAGCGAGAGUCCAAGGCCCCGAUGAAGAGGUAUGUGCUGAAGGAACACGAGGACAGUAUCGUAAUCGAGGAUACCAGGGAGGAGUCCAAGAACAAUUGCAAGAAGAAGGUGGAAGAGGCGAAGGGCAAAGUGGAGUCUUCGAAGGAGACAGCGACGAAGUCGAAGAGCAAAUCAAAAUCUUCCGCGAGUCAGGAUAGCAGAUACGCGAAACCAGCGGUCGAGAGCGAUGGUAAAUGUUCCGGGAAGCUGGAGGAUCCGAUCGUGGAGUUAGGAUACGUCGUAGAGGGCGCUGAGAAGACGGAGGAGCCGAAGUUCGCGGACGUUGAGAAAUGCAAGUCACCGCCGUUGGAAUCCACGGAUGAUUUCAGCUCUAUCGAGUAUCACAUGAUCGAGACGCCUUGUUGCAGUAAAGAGGGUACGUCGGUACAGUCCGACGAAGACAUCGAGCAUAUUCAGAGGUCCGAGAUCACUCAGUUGCAACAGGCUGAGUGCAUCGACGUCGAGAAAUGCACCGGUUCUCCCGUUAUGCAAAGAAAGAACAGCAAGAACACGAUAUCCGACGAUGAUCUGGAGUAUAUACACACCUCUGAGUUGGUCGAAACGCCCGACAAGAAGUCCAAAGAGGAUCUGCUGCUGGAAGCUGACAAAGGCAGUGGUUACGACUCCUCUGCUAGCAAACGUACGCUCUCGGACGAUGAUUUGGAACACGUGCAGAUCUCUGACGUCUGCCCCGUGAUUCUGAAAGACGAUUGCGAGAGAAAGUCUCAGGAGGCUCCCACAGGCUCGGAACAGGUGACGAAGUCCAAAGGCAAGAAAACGAAGGACAUCGUGGUGAUCGAGAGCGACUCCUCCGCUGUCGACGUCACCGUGAUCAUCAAGGAGAGCUGGAAGACCAAGAGCGUGGAGAAGAAAGAAGACCUGGAGGAAUGCACCAAAGAAACGGGGAUCGUCGAGACUGUCAGCCCCUUGAAGAAGAUCAAAUCUCGCCAAACGAAGACGUCGCCCUCCAACAUCCCUCCCAAACGAUCCCCAGGCACGAUCGAGAUCAUCGACAUCGACGCGAUGCAGAAGGCUGAGAUGGAAGUGUUGACUGAUACAGUAUCGACUCCCGAGUGUAAGAUUCUGUCUGGACCGGAAGUGAGUGGGACUCGCGCCAAGAAAUCUCGGAAAAAUAAAAAAUCAUACGUAGACAGCAACCCUCAAACCGAUCAUUCGUCCGAAUCCUCGAGAACCGUCGAAGAGCAGAAACCAGCAAACGAGAUCUCUUGGAGCGCCAUCGUCAAGAAGAAGAGCAUCUCCGUGGAGCGAGAAAUCCCAAAAGACGACGAUAAACUCGUCGAGAUCGAGGAAACGAUCGAAUCCACGGACGUUGCUAAGUGUAGCCUGGAGAAGUCGGAUCCAGGGAGGAAGAAGAAUCCAAUCGUCGAAUUGGACCCUAGAGAGGUUCCCGUCGACACGGCUGAAGUGUCCUGGAGCUUGGUCGUGAGACAAACGGACGAUCAGGAGAAGAAGGACGACAUCGAGACGAUCGCGGAGGAACGGAACGAAGAGAGGAAGCUCCGUCGAAAGCACGAGUCCUCGUUUCAGUUCCCGACGAUGAUCGACAAGCUUCGCGAGGCUGUCGCCGAGUUGGACACCGGAGAGCUCGCGGCUCGCGCAGUGGACGUUUCGUGGAGCUCCAUCGUGAGGAAGAAGAACUCCGGCGAACAGGAAUCUAAGAAAGAGUCCGAUUUCGAGUCGAUCGCGGAGGAGUCUGACGAUAAGAGAACUGAGAAACACGAGUCCUCGUUCCAAUCGACGAUGAUCGACGAGCUGGAGGCUGCUGUCACGGACAUGGACGCGAGAGAGUUCGUCAUCCAGCCGCCCGAGCUCGAGGAACAGCCGAGUCUGACCGUGUUACCGGUGAUGGUGGACCCGGAGGAACUGGAGACGGAGUUUCUCGGCGAUCGAGAGUGGUCUUGGAGCUCGAUCGUCAAGAAAAGCACCCCUGCGGAACUCGAGGGAAAGGAACCGUUGCAAGUGGAAGAGCCAGCCGUGUCGGGUGUCAAGAUCACGGAGGAUCCGGAAGGUGAAUUCGCCGAGGGGGAUUCCAGCUUUAAAAGCUGCGCGAAACGCUCGAGCGACGAGAAAGAAUCCGACGACGACGGCUUGUCAAAGAUCGAACAGCUCCCCGUGGAUCUAGGGUUCCUGAAGGAGGACUCGUCGGAGCCUGAAAGGGACCCCGGGAAGAGGAGCGACUCCGAGCACGAGGUCGUGCCCGAACGUUCGAGUUCCUCGGACGAGUUGAACGCUAACGCGGCGUACGCGGACGCGGAUGGGGAUUACUCGGUGCAGGCGGCGAUCGAUAGGAACGCCGCCGUUGGCGCGACCGCCUCGGUCUGCGCCACCUCCAAGAAAGGCAACAGAUCGAAGAAAAAGAAACGCAGAUGAGUAGAGGAUUGCAUGGAUGUGCCCGGGGCCAGCCUUGCCCUUUACAUUCUCCUGAUGCAAGUAGCGGGAGCCGAUUAGCGAGAACGCGGACCGAGAAUCUCCGCGUUCUCGAUCCCCCCGACCUCUCUGUUCCGGUCGUUUUUAAACGUAAGAUGUAUCUUAGAAACAUAUACGAACAUUUUGCGAGCGUCCUCCGAAUAUUUUCUAAAACUACAUUCGAUGGAUCAACCGUGAAACGUUGCGACAUUGCCUUCUUCUCGUCCUCGACUAAUUUCAAUCGUUAGUCUAAGUACCAAACUAUUUUAAUUUGUAAUUUGUAAUUUUGCUCCAAUCAGUGUUCGACGCUCUAGUAUGGAAUAAACCUUCGUGAAUGGGGCAAUGUCGCCGCGUUUUACCGCAUCGUGAAAAAUGAAGGAGACUGUUGCAGUAUUAUUACACGUUAGAAAACGACGAUUCGAAAAGAUACCGCACAAGACGCUCGGACGAAAAUGUUCUAAGAUAUUCUAAGGGCAAGGCUGCACCCUCGGACGUGCGUCCGUCGACGUUCGAUCGAACGCAAAAAAAAAAAAACAUGAUUAAAAUGGAACAAAAAAAAGAAAAAAGAAUUGUCACGUAGAAUUUUUUCGAGACGAAACUUCUAUAUAAUAAAAAGAAAAACUCCGUCUGUGGUUCGAGGAAUUUAUCAUAGCGAUUUCUGUUUCGACUGCCUUACAUCGUCGAGUAAAUCGAGUCUACUGUUAUCCGUGCGGUGCGUACGAAAAGUGUUUUAGCUUUACCGUUACCGGUCGACGAAUCCGAUAACGAACGCGAUCGUUUAUACGACACUGACAAUUGGCGAUUCAAACCUUAUUCGACUGCUUUUCGUUUCUACUAGAAUACGGUGGCGAGCAGGGAUGGGCAGAAAUGUGUCUCAACGAGUGUAGCGAAUCACGAACACCUUGCUGAUUUAUAUUCUGUUUGUAAUCGAGCGCUUAAAAGUAUUUGCACGUUCGCGUUUGGUGGCUGUGCAGCUGUAGAAUACCUUUGUUUGUCUUCGUUGUCGAAUACAGAAUACACAGGUGUUAUGCAACUAUCUGCGAGGCUUAUGGCUUUUGAUAAGCGAUAUUUGUAGAUAUUUUUAGAAGGGAAAGCAUCUUUAGAAAUUAUUUAUACACGUACGUUGAAAUCAAGAUAGAAAUCAGUUUCUAAAUAAUUGUGUACAUUCAUUUUAAUUUAUUUGUAUACAAAAUUUGAAGGGGGUACAUACAUUGAAAUCAAGAUUUAAAUCAAUUUCUAAAUAAUUGUGUACAUUCAUUUAAAUUUAUUUGUAUACAAAAUUUGAAGCACAUACGUUGAUAUCAAGAUAGAAAUCAGUUUUUAAAUAAUUGUGUACACUCAUUUUAAUUUAUUUAUUUGUACAUAAAAUUUGAGGAGGAUACAUUAGUAUCAUAUAGACUGUUCGGACACCCUUGGAAAAAAUUUUAAUGGGAGAUUCUAGAGGCCAAAAUAAGACGAAAAUGAAAGAUACUAAUUUGUUGAUUGAGGCUUUGUUAAAAAGUUAUUUAUGUUUAAAG